AUGUCUCCUAACCAGGCAUGUUUGGUCCUCCUCUUUGCCUGCUUGGUUACAGAUUGUGUUCGGGGAACGCUACAGUUGUCCGCGACCGUUCCAGAAAACGCUCACGCCGGGGAAACCGUCACUCGUGUUCGGGUGGACCAGGGGGAAGAUCGGGAGGAAGUCAGGUGUGAAAUUGUCGCCGGAGACGAGAACGGGCGCUUCCGUGUGACCGACUGCGUGAUCCAAGUGGCACGCCCGUUGGACUACGGCGUCCACCCCGGCUAUAACCUCACAGUCAACGUCACUGGGUCUUCCAAAAGGUACGAGCAGCUGUAUGUUGACGUACAAGUACAAGACGUGGAGGGAUACCCGCCUGUUUACAACGACACGUGCGAAAUGCCGAUACGGAGUGGCCCGGGGAAGUCCGGUGAUUCCUUCGUCGAUAUCAAAUGGCAAGGUGAGGCCAUGGUUGAGGCAGCCGGAGUGAUUUCUGUAUCGAAAUAUUUUCAUCACAGACGUAAGGAUAUUAGUCCACCAUUGUCAUUCUCUAUGUAUUACAUUACCGUGAACAGUGACUGUCAGCUACAGGUAACAUGGGCCCCAGGCCACCCCGCAGACAUUAGAACCAUUGAGAGUCUCUUUUUAGGAAAAGUAUCGUGCAUCUAUUGUUACGAUCCAAAAGACUCCUCUAUAAUCGAAAUCGCAUUGUUCAAUGGCGGAAGGGACACUAGGUGUAGUGAACAUACCCCUCUGCCUACACCUGAAAUCAAAAGGCACUAUGUACUUGUCGGUUCAAUGCUUGUAACUUCAAGAAAAAGACAACGUUUCACAUGCGACGUACCUGAUAAAACGUCCAUAAUCGUCAACAAAGAUGCCACACAUUUAGAAGUAAAUAAUUUGGAAGUUGAAUUCGAGCCGGUAGGAUGUCCCCCGAACAGGUACGGCGUGAUGUGCAACCAGAACUGCACCUGUGAGAACGGCGCCCGCUGCCAUACACUGAACGGGGCCUGCAAGUGCAGGCCUGGAUGGCAAGGUGUCGUCUGCGACAUACCUCACAGAACCGUGGCCAUCACCGCGACCCCUGGCGACUCGCGACGGAUUUACAUCACCGGCUCUGUAAAGCUGCAAUGCAAGGUUUUCCAUCUGGCUGCUGAAAGGAUGAUGUGGAUAUUUCCUAAUAAAACUGGAAAGUGGCUACAGGGCGCUGACGAAGGUAGUGUAAGGAUUGACAGCAUCCAGUCCGAACACAACGGUACCUACACUUGUACUGUGUUAACGGAAGACGGGGCGGUCAUUAACACAAGUUACGAGCUUCAGGCCGUCGCCUGUCCUCCCGGUAAAACGGGUGAAUCGUGCCGAGAAGAGUGCGUCUGUAGCCACGGUGGCAGCUGUGACCGGUGGGCCGGAUGUGUCUGUCCGCCGGGAUGGACGGGACCCACGUGUCAGACCUCAUGUCCAACGGCAAGCUACGGACAUGGCUGCAACAGCCGGUGUGGUUGUCAGCAUGACGCCGCCUGCGCUCCCACCGACGGCCGGUGUAACUGCACGACGGGCUGGUUCGGUAGACACUGCAGCAGGCCGUGCCUCGCAGGUCGGUACGGAUGGAGAUGUCGGCAGGCCUGUGCCUGUAAGAACAACGCCACCUGUCACCACGUGGAUGGAACCUGCGCCUGCGAGCCACCCUGGACCGGCAAGCGGUGUGACGUCAACGAAAGGGAUACGUACACAUUCCGGCUGUCGCUUCAGAUUAUCAUACCCCUCACAUUGGUUCUGUUAGUGGCCGCUCUGGUACUGUUUACACGCUACAAACGAAACAUAAGUAAACAUGCGGCACAAGAAGAGCGUCUAGAGGAGACCAGAGCUUUGCUGGAGCUGAGAAGUAUGGAAGAAAACCUGGCACAGAGUUUGCAGCCAGGCUGGCUCCACCGAUGGGAAAGGAACGCCGACGAUCUGACUCUGGGCGAACUGGUCGGACUGGGCGCGUUUGCGCAGAUCAGAAGAGGGCAGCUUUGUAUAGCUGGUGCCAACGUCACGGUGGCAGUCAAGUCCGUCCGCGGGGAGGACAGGCGGUGCUACCGAGCCUUCUGCAGGGAAGUCGCCGCGCUGAUAACCGUGCACGAAAACCGCGAUGACCAACAUGGCGGACACCCCAACAUCGUCAAGCUGUUUGGAGUCGUGACGAAGUCCUCGCCGAAGUGUAUUCUCUUAGAAUUUGCUGCCAACGGCGAACUUUUGGCAAUCCUUAGACAGCAACCUCGUCAGAACGGUCCUCUAGUCAGGUUUCUCCGCUAUGCCGUCCAGAUAUCCCGUGCCCUGAGCGAGCUCCGACGUCUGCGGAUCGCUCACGGUGACGUGGCCGCCCGAAACGUCCUCGUCAGCGGCGAUAACGUGGCCAAACUUGCGGACUUCGGUCUGGCCCAUGACGUCUACACCACAACUACCUACGUGUCCACAGUCCGGACUGACGCGGACGAACUCCUUCCCCUGAAGUGGAUGGCUCUGGAGUCGCUAGAGUCUCGCGAGUUCACGUGCGAGAGCGACACGUGGUCGUUCGGCGUGCUGCUGUGGGAGAUCACUGCCUUCGGGGAGGAGCCCAGCUACCAGCGCCAACUGAGUUGUCCCAAGUUGGUGGGGAUCCUGAGGCGAGGAGUCCGUCUGGAGAGGCCGCCCGGAUGUCCGGAGAAGCUGUAUGACGUCAUGAAGUCGUGUUGGCAGGAGGACCCUUCGGUAAGGCCAGAGCCGGCAGAACUGGAACAGAAACUGACGGAAUGUCGUCACGAAAUGGAGCCGCUUCUGGUAAUGGAGAAGGAAACCUCAGUUUAA
Messenger RNA from Branchiostoma belcheri (Belcher's lancelet), 2802 nucleotides. RefSeq lists its product as uncharacterized. Gene Ontology annotation, cellular component: signaling receptor complex; membrane. The transcript has a single exon. Gene Ontology annotation, molecular function: ATP binding; calcium ion binding; transmembrane receptor protein tyrosine kinase activity. Gene Ontology annotation, biological process: cell surface receptor protein tyrosine kinase signaling pathway; multicellular organism development; protein phosphorylation. The record is from RefSeq and is a predicted model, not a curated record. Lineage: Eukaryota; Metazoa; Chordata; Leptocardii; Amphioxiformes; Branchiostomatidae. Bases 1 to 2802 code for a protein of 933 amino acids.